AGAGGCUUUAAUGGUGAUGUAAACGUGAACAAUAUGGCUUCCGAUCGGUUAACUUUUAACGUAAAAACAUCCACGUUGCAAGACCAAAAUGAAAGGUUUUUGACUAGAAAAAUGGCAUACAAUGCAAUGGAAAAUAACUUUGGGCAUUCAUCGUAUGACACGAUGAAAAGGCAAGAAUUAGUGGCUUUAGAUAUUGAUGCGCCAGACAUGUCAAUGGAUAUAGCCUCAACUGGCGGUGGAGUAGAAUUCCUUUCGGCCGACCUGAGACAGAGAGGCACAACAAAUGGUUCUACUAAAGGAUAUAUAUCGGGAACGAUUCAACCAUUUUCACGUAAUCAAACUGGUAUUAUUGGCCGAGUUGUUCAGGAGUGGAAAUCACUGGCUGGCAAAGCACAGACAAGAAGACUUGCAAUAUUUAGUGUAUUUACAGUGAUUUGUAUUUUGGUCUUGCUCAUAUGGUGUAAUUCUACAGGCAGUAUGGCCUUAACUGCAUACACCAAUCUUUUAAUCUUUGACUUAACAUACCUUGGAACAGCAUUGGUUAGUAUAUGGGUGAGACAACAGAAAUCAUCGUCUUCAUUUUCCUUUGGGUACGAGAGGUUUGAAGUAUUAGCUGUUUUUGCAAGUACUAUGUUGGCAAUAUUUGGAGCAGUUUUUAUUAUGAAAGAAAGUACUGAGCUUUUACUUAAGCCAGAGGAGGUGCAUACUGGUAGGCUACUACUAGGGGCUGGCCUAGGAUUCUUCUGCCAUAUCUUUGUCAUAUAUGGAGUGAAAAAUGUAGCUUUUGACCAUGUGAUUGCUGCGUCUAGUUCCAGUUGGCUGCAAGUGCAUUUUGCUGAUAUGAGCAGAAGUUUUUGCUCUGUAUUACCUGGCUUAGAUAGGCUGCUGUUACCGCGUGUCAACCCCCUCAUGUUGAUUGGUCUUGCUGGAGGGGUUGCUCUAUUUAUUGUUGAUCUACUUGUUGAUGUAAAUAAUUAUUAUGUAGCUGAUAUAUUGGCGGCGUACAGUAUAGCGUUGAUGAUCUGUGGGACAAUGUUCCCUAUGAGUGUAUAUAGUGGAACAAUAUUGCUGCAGACUACCCCAGAACACAUCAUUGGUCAGUUGGACAAGAGUUUGAGAGAGGCCUCCACUUUAGAUGGCGUUUUAGAGUUUCGUAAUGAACAUUUCUGGACUUUAUCAUUUGGAACUCUGGCCGGGUCAUUACAUGUACGAGUACGUAGAGAUGCUGACGAACAGCUUGUUUUAGCCCAUGUUGCAAAUAAAUUAUCAAAUCUAGUUUUCAACCUAACAAUUCAAGUGAUCAAAGACGAUUGGACACGUCCGUCAUCAAUGGCAGGCUUUACCAGAGGAACACUCAAAACAUUUACUAGUCUCCCUCCGCCAGCACCUUUAUCCUCUAAUAUAUCAACUGUAUACAACCCGAGAGAACAGCCAUACCAAUUAGCGUCUGGAAUUGAGAAAGAGUAUAAAUCAGCCUUUUUAUCAACGCCAACUCGUGCAUCUAGUACACCACAUGGAACGCCAAUGAAGGAUUUAAGUUUCCAUUCAAAUUUAGAACCUAUUUCUAAUGGACCUCAACAGACAAUUCCGAGUAUCACGUCACGAUAUGCUGCCAGUACUACAGUAGGGUUAUCAGCAUUUGCAUCUAACACUUACGCAGAGGCUAAUCCAAGUCAGUUUAGAGCAAACCCUAGAGUUGGAAUUGAUUUCUCAAAGCCUUACUUACCUAAAGACACUUACAGGGUGCAAACCACAGGGCUGAAUUCUGGACCUGUAUCAAGUAGACAAGGUGCAGGGACAUCUUUUGAUAUGAAUAGCUUAGGAAAAGUCAAUUUUUAUGGUGCAGAGGGCAGCAGACAACCAUACGUUAAUAGAUUCACAGAGAACAGGUGAUCCUGAGAUUUAUCUGAAUAAUAAUGUUUUACCCACCUGGAAUAUUUAUAAUUAAUGCUUACAUAAACAAACAACUCUUUUUUUUUUAUCAUUAGUGGCUUGGUGAUAUGUUAGAACAUUAUCAAAUAUAUUUGCAUAUAAGGACACAGAUAAUUAUAAACUGACUAUAUAGCUUACCAUUUAUUUAUAUUUACAAUUUUCUUCUUUUAUCAUUGUUAAUAUAGUGUAACUGUUAUUUUAUGUUUAAUUAUAUACAGUACAUGCGAUAUUUAUCUUCUAAUGACAAAUUUAUUUUUAAAAAUUAUGAAUAUUCAGUAAAACAUUUGAUCAGUUUUAUUGUAUUUUAAAAUUCUAAGGUUAUUGUUGUUUUUGAUUAGCUAUUUUCUAUAAAUUUGUGCAUAAAAUCAUUGUUGAGUAACUCUUCUUCUGUUUUUUUUUUUUUUGCUUAAGUAAUAUUUUGAUGGCCACAAUAUUCUUUAGUGAUCACAAUAUUUGUUGGUGCUAUUUUAUCUGUCUUAAUAUCAUGUACUAUAUAAUAGUAAUUAAAUUUCAAAGCAUACUAAACGUUUUUGAAUUUAUCUGGGAUUUUAUAUUAAAAUAAGGAGAUAAGUUUUCUAAUACCUGUAGUGCAAUAUAUUGGACUUGACAAGUAUAAAGUCAGUUUCUCAAUCAACCCUAUUAUGGAUUUAAGGAGUUUGCAUAUGAGAUGCAUACCAUAUAGAUAAUUAAUGUUGAUCAUGUUACUUACAUACCAUGCACAGUGUUAUUGUUCAUCAAAUAAGCAGUGACAAUUACACACAUGUAAUAGUCACUGCUAUUUGAUGACCAAUAAUAUCUGCAUAGUAUUGGUUAUCAAAUAAGCAAUGACUAAUGCAUGUUACAAUUUAUGGUAUACAGAUGUGGUUAAGUAGUAACAGGGUUCAAAUUUCCUCAAAAUGCUUCAUCAGCAAAUAGUUGCCUACAGCAACAAGCUUCAUAAAUUGAUUUAAGAAUAGGCCUAUUCUGUAAAUUAAAGUAUACAAUCCAUUGUUGGGGCAGGUGACUCAACAUCAAAAAGCUUGCUGUCGAGCCUGGGAUUUACAAUAGCAAUGGAAGACCCUUUCUACAGCAAUUGCUGUCUGUGCUGUGGGGGAGAUUCAAACCCUGUUUAACACCUGUACAGGUGUGUUAAGAACUCAUAUGAUAUACAUUUGGUUGAUAGCACCCACAUGAUAUACAUUUGGUUGAUAGCAGCAAUAUGAUAGGCCUGUACAGGUGGCUCAUAACAGCAUAUUAUGUUAAACAGGUGGUUGAUAAUAAUAAUAUGGGGUGUGUGUGGACACACCAUUUACAAACUAAAUAUAUUCAUUUGCUGAUCCAAACUAAAGUUAAUGUGAUUGCCAAUCCCUAAUAUUGUUGUCUAAAAGCAAAAUUUUGGUAACGUGUAAAGCCCGUUUUCCACUAGGCAAAUUUAUUCACGUGAAUUGAAAGCGUGAGUUCAUGCGCAUUCACGUUCUAUCAGGAGUUUUUCACUUCAGCGAAAUCAGUAGUUUAAACUGUUUGGCGAAGCGAAAGAAUGAGCAAGCAAUCAGAGCUCAGAAAGCGAACCAACACUUUCGAUUCGUGCAACUAAAUUCGCCUACUUGAAAACAGGUUUAAAACAUGAUAAAAUCUCUCCCCAUGAACCUCACCAAGGCUUUUAUUCCAGGACCCCUAUUUUUUUAACACAGCCAAUAAUUUACUAUAUUUAUUGAUUUGGUCAUUAUGUACUAAUUGUGGUAUUUACUUCUCACAAUGUUAUAUCAAAAAACAAAUUUAGUUUUUAAUAAAACGAUAAAAAUAAUGCUGUAUAAACUAUGGUCAUUUGAGGCAUAGUGGAGUGGAUUUGUCCACCCAGGAUAUUAGAAGGUAAGCAUUUUAGUCACCAAGCCAAACCUUCUUUGUGCACCUUUCUAUAUUUGCUGAUCAAAUUUCUGUUGCUGCUUUGUACUCAACAGAGUACUUAACAUUUUUCUUUUUUUUUUUGUGUAUAUUGUGAAUAAAAGUUAUGAUGUAAAUAUUUAAGAUUAUGAAA
This is a messenger RNA of Anneissia japonica, 3946 nucleotides long. RefSeq names its product zinc transporter 6-like. Gene Ontology annotation, biological process: transmembrane transport; monoatomic cation transport. The transcript has 10 exons. The record is from RefSeq and is a predicted model, not a curated record. NCBI's taxonomy places the organism in Eukaryota, Metazoa, Echinodermata, Crinoidea, Comatulida, Comatulidae. Gene Ontology annotation, molecular function: monoatomic cation transmembrane transporter activity. Gene Ontology annotation, cellular component: membrane. Bases 34 to 1893 code for a protein of 619 amino acids.